AUGACAAUAUUUUAUUUUUUGGACUGCGAGUUAAACGCUCCAGCUAAUCAUCUUAUUGAUUUAACACAAGGAAAUGAAGUCGUUAACAUAUAUGUUCGAGAUAUACACGGAUGUCACCCAUUUCUUCAUUAUACAAUUCCAAUUACUCAAUCAGGUCUAUCAUUUGCAUCACUUAAUGCUCGUUUACUUUAUCAAAAAAGUAAAUGUUCAAAAGCAACUCAAUAUAUUUUUGUUAGUAUAAGAAUUCUACGUGGACUUACAGGACAACUUAUAUAUACAAGUGAUUUUCUUCUAUUAAUACCUUAUUACACUGAUAGAACUGUUUUUCGUAUACCAAUUUAUCGUGUAUGGUAUUGGGAUGAUUAUAAUAAAAUGACAUUGGCAAGAUUGUUUUCAUAA
Rotaria sp. Silwood2 is the source of this 399-nucleotide messenger RNA. NCBI's taxonomy places the organism in Eukaryota, Metazoa, Rotifera, Eurotatoria, Philodinida, Philodinidae. The record is from the annotation of a GenBank genome assembly.